AUGGUGAAGCCCUUUGCGACCGGAUUUUACGCGAGUCGUUCGCCUGUGAAGCCAAGUACUCGAGCGCGGUCGCCACAUCACUUAUGGCGGGCCGUGCACUCGCUAAUUCUUGAAGGCACAUUGAGGCUCUUCACCGGAAAUUUCCCUUUGAGCAAUGGGUCCACCAUCUUGACAAAGUUCCUCCGAUCCUUGAGAAACGGCCGAGACUACACGAAAAUCAAGUUUAGAAACAUUAAUCGCACCAAACAAAUGAUUAAAAUUCUGCUCGCCGGGCUUUUUACUAAAGUCCAUGGCCUUGCGGCCCGUGAUAAGCUCCAACAAGACAACUCCGAAACUAUAGAUAUCCGACUUCAAAGUCAGCUUGCCACUCAUGGCAUACUCAGGCGCGCAAUACCCGUAAGUCCCCAUAACCCUAGUCGAGACAUGGGUUUUGUCCCCAACCGGCCCAAGCUUGGCCAGCCCAAAAUCCGAAAGCUUCACAUUGUACUCGUUGUCCAGCAAUAUGUUCGACGACUUAAGGUCACGGUAUAUUACAGGCGGGUUCGCUUUACAAUGCAAGUACUCAAGCCCGCGGGCCGCACCCACCGCAAUUUUCAACCUCGUGCUCCAACUCAACGGCCUCUGAUCGGGCUCUAA
Messenger RNA from Striga asiatica, 636 nucleotides. NCBI's taxonomy places the organism in Eukaryota, Viridiplantae, Streptophyta, Magnoliopsida, Lamiales, Orobanchaceae. The record is from the annotation of a GenBank genome assembly.